CUCUCAAAUUCCAUUUCUUUUGAUUUAUUUAAUUAAGAGGAGUGGAAUAACCAAGAAAGAUAAAAAGGAAACAGGGGGAAGAGAAGUGCCUUUUUAGAGAGAGAGAUAAUGAAGACCUUCUCUUUUGUUUCCAUUGCUGUCAUUCCUUUUCUCAGAUCUUAGUUUUCCUCAUUUUGUCAUCUGGGUCAUCUCCAAAAUGUUGUCAUUUUUGACAUAAUCAGGAACUUGCGCUCGUGUUCUGAUUGCUCCAUCAAGUGUCCGAUGAUCCUAGAUUGGAUUUGACAACUGCCCACUUGUGUCUUUGAUCGGAUUCUGUCUGCAAGAGAAGAUGGAAUCAGAUCUUGGUAAAUUAUUCAUUGGUGGGAUUUCUUGGGACACUGAUGAAGAACGUCUUAAGGAAUACUUUAGGAAGUAUGGGGAGGUCGUGGAGGCAGUGAUCAUGAGAGAUCGUGUCACUGGUCGUGCCCGUGGCUUCGGUUUUGUUGUCUUUGCCGAUCCUGCUGUUGCAGAGAGGGUCAUCAUGGAUAAGCACAUGAUUGAUGGCCGCACAGUUGAGGCAAAGAAGGCUGUUCCUAGAGAUGAUCAACACAUUAUAAACAGAAACACCAGUGUCCAUGGUUCUCCUGGUCCUGGACGCACAAAAAAGAUCUUUGUUGGAGGUUUACCAUCUUCAGUCACUGAGGGUGAGUUUAAGAAGUACUUUGAUCAAUUUGGUACUAUUACUGAUGUUGUGGUGAUGUAUGACCAUAACACUCAGAGGCCAAGAGGGUUUGGUUUCAUCACUUAUGAUUCAGAGGAAGCAGUAGAUAGAGUCCUACAUAAAACAUUUCACGAACUCAAUGGUAAAAUGGUUGAGGUUAAGAGGGCAGUCCCUAAAGAGCUAUCUCCUGGCCCCAGCCGUAGCCCUCUUAUAGGAUAUGGAGCGAACAGGACUGCCAACUUCCUCAAUAAUUAUGCUCAGGGAUACCUAAGCUCACUUGGUGGUUUUGGACUCAGGACAGAUGGUAGAUUCAACCCUCUUGCCAGUGGUCGAAGUGGAUUUCCUCCGUUUACUACCCCUGGUUAUGGAAUGGGUAUGAAUACGGAUGGAGGGAUGAGCCCAAGCUAUGGUGGAACUUCCAGUUUUGGCAGUAAUCUAGGAUAUGGGCGGAUGUUGAAUCCGUAUUACAGUGGGAAUUCAAACAGGUAUAGUACUCCUAUUGGGUAUGGCUUGGGAAGUGGAAGAGGUGAUUCUGUUUUGAACACUAAUACUCGAAAUGUGUGGGGGAAUGAGGGCCUUAACAAUGCUGCAAAUGCAUCCAGUGCUGGUGGUUAUUUGGGUUCUGGAGCUGGGAGUUUUGGUGUUCCAUUAGGAAAUAGUGGUCCAAAUUGGAGCCCUUCUCCUGUUUCUGCUCAAGGUGGAGGAAAUGCUUCUGGCUAUACUAGUGGGAGUGCCAAUUAUGGAAGUGGUGAUGACAACUAUGGUUUUGGAGGAGGAUAUGGAAGGAGCAGUAACACAGUCUCAGCACCGGCUCCAUCAUUUGCUGGGUCAGCUGGUAACUUUGAAGGGUCCUAUGGAGACCUGUACCGCAGUAGUUCAGUUUACGGUGACUCAACUUGGAGGUCUGCCACUUCUGAGCUAGAUGGUUCUGGUUCAUUUGGUUAUGGACUUGGCAAUUUAUCCUCAGAUGUUACAGCAGAUAAUUCUGAGGGUUAUGCUGGGAGUUACAGUGUUACAAAUAGACAAUCCAAUAGAGGAAUUGCUACCUAGGAGAUACACUGUUUUUAUGUCAGAAGGUAUAGUGUAGGUGAAUGGAACCUGGUGAAACAGAUGAAGGGUUGUGAAUUUGGUAAAGGUCCUGUUUGUUUUGUGUCAGCUUAUAAGGAAAUUGAUGUUAUAGUGCUAACGGGGGUUCUUGAUUCAAACAUACACAUUCAGAGAGAGCAGUUAAAAGAGAUUCUCUAAAAGGUUUGAGAUUUGAUUUUUUUUUUUUUCCCAUUUUAAUAGCAAAAGAAUUUAGGUUCUUUUCUUGGCAAUUUGAGUGAGGUGUAAAAUCAGAUUGCGGGAUAUAUAAUCAGAAGAUUGUACCAUGCAUCUCCAGUGAGACGUGCUAGCAGUAGCACAUCAGACAAUAGGACUUAAAACUUUCUUUCAUUUUUUUUUUUAAAUGCUGUAAUGCCUGGCAAGGUUGCUGGCUCAUGUUCCGUAAAUUUUUCUUCACAUUUUAUCUGGGAUUGUUUUUCUCUCAGAUUCUAAGUGAGUUUUCUUUCAAAUUUGUUAGCGUGAAAACAUUGGAGGGAUGCAUUCCUAACGUCCCUGUUAAAUAAGUUACAGAAUUCUCUGAUUCAUUAAGACCAUGAAAAUCAUUUCUUCUUUUCUUCCUUUUUGCAUAAACUUUUGCUGUUUUA
Molecule: messenger RNA, 2388 nt
Organism: Rubroshorea leprosula
Lineage: Eukaryota; Viridiplantae; Streptophyta; Magnoliopsida; Malvales; Dipterocarpaceae
Source: the annotation of a GenBank genome assembly